This is a messenger RNA of Ipomoea triloba (trilobed morning glory), 1450 nucleotides long. Its product is annotated as putative ALA-interacting subunit 2. The transcript has 8 exons. Lineage: Eukaryota; Viridiplantae; Streptophyta; Magnoliopsida; Solanales; Convolvulaceae. The coding region runs from base 268 to 1242 and encodes 324 amino acids. Gene Ontology annotation, cellular component: plasma membrane; Golgi apparatus; endoplasmic reticulum. The record is from RefSeq and is a predicted model, not a curated record.
GGAAACCCCUGCAGAAGCAAUCGUUCUUUUGCAUUUGACGUUGAACCUCUGCGGUGGAAGUGUAUACAGAUGAUCCGUGUGUUUAUAUGAAUACAAACAGUGCAGAGUGCUUUUCCUCAAUCAGAAGCAAUCGCUCUUUUGAAAUUCCAUACUUGAACCCUUGUUCGCCCCAUCUUCCGAAUCUCAAAUCGCAUUUCUUACGAAUCGUUACAAUUUCAUUUCAGUUUCUGAAGUUUUUUUCAGGUAAUUUUUUUUGUAUUCCCUUGAAUGGAGCAGGAGAGACCAAGUAGUUCCUCGGCAGUUGCUCGACGAGGCUGGAGAAAAGCUCUGUACCAGUUUACUCAACAAGAUCUCCCAGCCUGUAAACCUGUUCUAACACCAAAAUGGGUCAUUUCAACAUUUUUCAUCACAGGAAUUAUCUUUAUUCCCAUGGGGUUUCUCUUUCUUCACGCUUCACGGAGUGUUGUUGAGAUAGUGGACAGAUAUGAUACUGAGUGUAUACCUGUACCAUUUAGAAAUACUAAAGCAGCAUAUAUCGUAGAUGACUCAGUUCCCAAAAAUUGUACCCGGUACUUAAAGGUGCCUAAGCACAUGAAGGCUCCAAUUUACAUUUAUUAUCAGCUUGAUAACUACUACCAAAACCACAGAAGGUAUGUAAAAAGCAGAAGUGAUCAACAGCUGUUACAUGGAUUGAGAUAUAACACUACAGGCUCUUGCAAACCUGAGGACACAAAUAAUGGUCUACCAAUUGUUCCUUGUGGUCUGAUUGCAUGGAGCUUGUUUAAUGACACAUAUAACUUUUCCCGUGGGGUUGAUGAAUUAAAAGUUAACAGAAAGAACAUUGCAUGGAGGAGUGACCGUGAUCACAAAUUUGGGAAGCAUGUGUAUCCAUUUAACUUUCAGAAUGGGUCUUUAAUUGGUGGUGCGAAGUUAGAUCCCAGCAUUCCUCUAAGUGAUCAGGAGGAUCUUAUUGUAUGGAUGAGAACUGCUGCCCUCCCGACCUUCCGAAAGUUAUAUGGAAGGAUUGAAGAAGAUUUAGAUGCAGGUGAUGUAAUAGUUGUGAAGCUUGUGAACAACUAUAAUACUUACAGUUUUGGUGGACGGAAGAAACUUGUUCUUUCAACAUCUAACUGGUUGGGAGGCCAGAAUAACUUCCUUGGGAUGGCCUAUAUUUGUGUUGGCACUUCAUUUAUCUUCGUCGCAUGUGUUUUUAUACUGCUUCAUCUGAAAAUUUCAAGGUAAUGUUAAAUAGAUGCUGAUCUAGCUUCUAUCAGAAGUUUUAGUUGUUAAAUACUUCACAAAUCAUUUCUAUUGUUUCAUAUAAGCAUCUUCUGAUUCUUUUCGACUUCCAUCUAAACUGAAAGAUAAAGGGCACUUUGUCAGUUUGUCAUUUAUACAGAUAUUUGUCAUAUGGAAAGAUAAUUGGAUCUUAUGAAGUUUAAGACGUAAA